CCCCCCCAGCCCGAGCUCCCACAGCUGUAAACUUGUUAAAGAUGAUUCACAAGUACCCCAGCAAUAGAAUUUUCCCAUUUUUCUCCAAAAAUUUGUGUUGAUUUCGUAAAAUUAAACCCGCACCCUUCAACCAGUCCUUGAAUCUUGCUUAUUUUGCAAAAAUCGCUUUGGUUUUUGGUGCGGUUUAGGGGAGGUACCACACAGGUCCCACCUUUCCUGUGCUGUGAAUUUUGUUGGCAAAGCUUGCAUAAGGUUUUUAAUUUUAAAAACAAUUACCUAGUAGCAAACAGUGGCUGGAUUUAUUUUCGUAUCGCAGUAUUGGGUGUACAUGUCAGCCGCUGUCAAAUUGAAUUCGAUCUAGAACCGCCUUGCACCCAAAGAGGAAAAAUGUCAGAAGAUGGAUUUUCGGAUAGAUUGGAGGAGCUCAACACUAUGGACACUGUCGAUAUACAAAUCAAGACUCUUAUGGGCACAAUGUUCGAUGUAACGGUGCUGACGUCGGCCACGGUGGGCGAUAUCAAGAAGAAAAUUUGCCGGGUUGAAGGUAUACCAAUCUACCAACAAAAUCUAAUCUUCCAAUCCCGAGAACUGAAAGAUCUGGCCCGCAUAGACGAAUCCGGCAUCAUUACCGGUUCAGUUUUGACCCUAGUGCCAUCGAUGCGCGGCGGCCCCAUAAGCACCCGCAGACUUUCAAUGCCUUGCGAACACUUUUUACUCAAAGAACUCAAAGACCUUCUAAAAACCACUAAGGAAGACGUCGCUCCUGGUUCCAAAGUUUCUUUGCUUGUGUUCAAAGAGGGCGACAUCAUCAAUCUACUGAGAGUGGUUGAAAACAAAGAUGGUUCAUAUUCGCCUUUCAAUGAAAGUCCAAUUUCGCCUCCUUCGAAUCGUUUGAGAAGGGACAGGAUUGAGGCAUUUGAGAAGUUUAUUGAAGACACUAAAAUGUGUGUUAAAGUGAAAAAGCUGCGCCAAAAAAUGGAGGAGCUCAACAUGAAGAAGGAUGUUAAUAAAACUGAUAAAGGUUGGGACGAAAAAAAUGACGUUUCAUAUCAGUUUUUUGAAGAAUGUGCAGAAAAUUUGCUUAAGGAGGUUGAUUUGACUAUGUUUGAACGUACAACAUUAGACGAAGGAGAUUAUUCCGAAAUUGAAGAAGUAGCCCUUAAAGACAAACACCGCAGCAAAGCUCAAACCACAAAAUCAUUAUACAGCGAAAAGCGUUGUUAUACCAAUAAUAAUACAAGAAAAAACGAAAGACUUUUUGAAAAAAACGAAACAGGGUAUACAAUUUUUUCAAGAGACAGACCCAAUUUGGACCGUAAAGAUGGUAAAAACGAGAACCCGUAUUUGUUAGAAGGUUUAAACUCGAACAAGUUGCCGGACAUGCACAUUUUGCACACUGAAGAGUUUCUGAUGGACGAAGCUUGCGGUUUAAUGGGUGAGCAAGCGGAAGAGGACGCAGACGAAAAUGCAGCUUACAGGCCGAUUAUACCAUUAGCUGGUGGUUUAAUUGUACCUACGAAAACUUUAGAGGAUGCUUUUAUGCCUACUAAUUAUUCCAAAGAGUUGGUACAAUCUAGUUACUCGCUGGCGAGUACAACAGGCAAUCAACCAAAAACAAACUCUGCUCUACCGAAACUGGACACUAGAAGCCAGAGUCCUAUUCUAGGGGCCAAGUUGAAGGAUCCUAAUGUCGGUGAAAGUUUGCCCAGGCGGAACAGGGUGCACUUGGCGCGGCUUUUGCUGGCUUCCGCCGAGGCAGCGGCAGACAGACCGAAUAGUUCCUCGGCUUUGGACAAGGGCUUGGAGGAGCGGGAUUCUACGUGGGAGAUUCGCGAGCCUGCUAGCGAAAGACUGAAGCAUAGUGCCACUUGUAAGGUGGGUCUACUAAAUCGCCAUCAAAACGUCGACUACAUAGAAACCACGACAACGGCCCACCACCACCGCCAAUCAAAAAGCGAAGUCCUGAGAGGUAGAAAAUACUCAAACGGCCCGUCAAUAUCCAAGUACACAGUGUACUCAAGCCAACACAUGCCCAGUCACUUUUUCAGCGCCAUACCGCCCGAGUACGCUCCGAAAAUGACCGACCGCUUGCCGAACUCGAACGUCGUAUUUAGGAAUAAUCCAGAAUCCAGAUCGCCGUUGUAUAGUAGAAAAAAUCGGACGAUUGACAAUAGUUAUGAGGCCAAGGAACCAGAGGAUCUGUUUGGGUAUUAUAAUUUGGGCAGUUUUCAGGAUUUAAUAGAAGAAACAAAAGAGGAGGCCACCAAGUUGCCGCCAGUGAUUAUUAAAAAAAAGUCUAGGUGUAACGAGUGCAACAAACGCCUGAAUAUCACGAAUAUUUACAAUUGCAGGUGCGGCAGGAUGUUUUGUUCGCAGCACAGAUACUCAGAGGUUCACAGGUGCACCUACGACUAUAAAACCGAAGGUAGGAAAAUACUGGAACGCCUAAAUCCGCUUGUCACGGCCGACAAGGUGCAGCGAUUUUGAAUUAAUUUAAACCCGUCUCUUGUCGUACCGCGGGAAUUACAAAUUACAGAUUUCUGCUCUGCGACAAGACCUAAAAAAAAAAAUAGUGCCUCUUGUAUAACGAUAGUUUUUUUCCAGUUUUAACUAUUAAAAAAAAAAAAAAAACAAACCGCUGUAUUGUCGAUACCGUAAUUAAUAUACCAUAAUAAUACGAAUAUUAUUAUUUUGAAAAUGUAAUAUUGUAGAAGUUUUCUUUUAGUUGUUGGGCAAAAAAAUUUCAAAAUAAAGGAAUGAAGUUUCUCAAAAGAGAAGAAACUUUCCUUUACAGUGCGAGAACUGAAUGAACUUUGUUGACGUAUGAAAUAGCAGAGGGGAAAACAAAAAUCUUUAGCGAAAAUUGCGGGUUUCUGACGCGACGAUCCUGCGUAUAUAUUUAAUCUGGGGCAAAUCAGGCCCGCAUUUCUUCUACACAGGUUCAUUCAGUUGUCGCACUUUUGUCUUAUAUCAAGGCAAAUUAAGAAUAAUUAUCAUUACGAUUCUUCUUUUUUCUAGCUUUUUAAUUAUUAUUGCAACUAUUUGCUGUUCAAAUGUUCCUAUUGUAACGUAAUGUUUGAACCGUCCUCUACUAAACUGAAUAGGAGAAAAAUGUCAAAAAAUUUCCAAAAAAAAAAAAAUAUCUUACAUCAAUUGGUUUUUCCUUUGUGUGUGUUAUAUAACUGUAAAUAUUUAUUAUUUGUUAUUAGUGUAAAUAUUUAUUAUCGCAAAAAAAAAUGAAUAAAAAUAACCCUUUCACUUUAUCUCAAACGCCAACAAAAUAGUGAUUUAUUUAAGUAACCCAUACUCAAGUUAUAUUUCUAGUGAAAAUACUUCAGGAAUACGUAAAAUAGGUGUCUUUUAAAGACAUUACCAUGAUAUGAAUAUUAGAGGAUUUUUCAGGGCCUAUUCCCAAACCUCCUAUGAGGGUGAUCCCUAGACAAAGUGUCUGCAAUUUUAUUCUUGGUUCCCGGGCAAUGUACAACUUUGAAGUUAAAUUCAUGUAACACCAAAAUCCAUGAUGAUCCAUCUGGAAAGCCUAGCUGAUUUGAGCUUGCAAGUCAGCAAGAAGCAAAACGACUUGUGAUCUGUUAAAACAACUAACUGUUGACUCAACAAUAUCGUGCGCCAUUGUCUCAAGCAGUGCACCAGAGCCAUGCACUCCUUUUCGGUAGUGGUAGUAGUAUAUCUUAAUUGAGUUCCCUUCAGUGUUGUGCUAGUAUACGCUAUUACUUCACGCGUUUUACCUUGAGCUUUUUGGAACAAACAACCCCCAAUCGGAAAAUCUGAACUAUCGCACUAGACAUAUAUUGGAGCUAAUUUAUAUAAAAAUAAAAAUCAUGUGUAACAUCGUACACGUGCAACUUUGAAAAACUAUUGUUCCUCGUAUACAAUUUCUAGACUUAGACGUUUACGCCACAUGUAGACAAUGUGUAAACAAUUCGAAUUUUCUACGCGUAGACAAUCAAUUGUUUACGUUGACAUUGUUUACACUGUUUACAGGCACAUCACUGGUUAUGGA
Molecule: messenger RNA, 4021 nt
Organism: Ceutorhynchus assimilis (cabbage seed weevil)
Lineage: Eukaryota; Metazoa; Arthropoda; Insecta; Coleoptera; Curculionidae
Source: the annotation of a GenBank genome assembly